UUAUGAAUAGAAUUAGAGAUGUCUUCCCCCUUGGGAUCUGACUGGUGGUGGAGUGGAGGCCUGAGGAGGUAGGGAAAUCAGCAGGAGCUAGUGAAGCCAGAUGGUGGAGAUGGGGAGGAGGAGGGUCGCAGCUCAGCUUGAAGAGCGAGGAAGUCCGUGAGUGAAGAUCUUUUAAAACGGAGCCUUGGACCGUGAUUGGUUGAAGAUUGGCUGGAGCGGGGAUGAAUGGGGAAGUCUUUGGACAGAGCAUAGGAGGGGGUGAGUCUUCCAGAUUGAAUUUUCGUCAAAACUCCAUUUUAAAAUAAGUUCAUACAAACAUUUCAGAGUUUACAAACAUCACAAAAAACUAAAAUAAAAAAUUAAAAUGUUAAAAUUGCAUCUAGUCAAAAUUGGCAGCCAUGUUUUAGCGUUUGACCUAACUGUGUGCUUUGAGUUUUACGCUCUGGCUGGUCAAAUAGCUGCAGUCUUGGCUGGGCUACAACUGAUUCUGUAUGUUUAAUUUGUUAAUAAUUUACCAUGUCGUGGACCAUGUGGACCAGUAAUUUAUACAAAAGAAGCACUGACCAUGAUUUGAAUGGAUAUUAAUUUAAUGGUCAUUGUAUUGCUCUUAUGUAUUAUUUUGAUUUAAUGAGAAACUGGGUUUUUAGUAUGUCUUUAUUAGCUUAAGCCAUAAUCGUGACAAGCACUUGGAAAUAAACACUUGGAAUACAUCACUCUGCUUUUAAGGUGAGGUAAGGUAAGGUAAGUUUAUUUAUGGAGAUGCACCUUUAUUAUGAAAUGAUUUUACUGUGAUCAUCAAAUAAAGCCUGUCUUACUUAAGAGCCAGCUGCCAAAUAUAAACAUUUGUAGUAAAAUUGUUUACUUUUUUCUAAAUAAAACUAAAAACAUUUGAUUCUUGUAAGUGUGCAUAAACAACAUCUAAAUAAUAUUUUGCUUACAACAAACUAUAUGAAAACAUCCAAAAUUAACUUUUAAGCUAGAUGUUUCAAUAAAAUUCCUAUCACCAGAAAUGUCACAUUAGAUUCAAAAAAAUUGUAAAACAUUUUCUGAGUUUACCUUUUGAACAGGGUAACAAAAGUUCACCCAACUUUUGUCUUUACCUUCACAUCAAAUUGGUUUCUCCUUACAUUAGUUUAAAAAAGUAAAAAAUAUAUAAUUUUUUAACUUCACUAAAUAAAUGAACCCUGCUACAAUUCUUGAAAACAAGUAAAGAUAAAAUUGUACUUCUGAACAUAUUUGUGUUCUUGGUUUGUUGGAGCCUGAUUUGCUCCUUUUAAGACAAAACAGAGCUAUUUGUAAAUAAUGCUCAUGUUUCAGAAGCUGAUAAACUGAUACCUCCUUGUUAUAAUGUGCUCAAUAAUGUUUCCGUUAACACUUAGAGAUCAGAUAACCCACAGCCCCUCCCACUCAGCAUGUCCUGCUUCUGAAGCUCGCAUUUAUACUCAGGUAAACUUUCAUUUUAGUUUCCGGUAUGAAGAACCCUGAGUUGUAAUAUCCAUCAUUUGGAUCAAAUAUGGAGAUAAACCCCCGCUGUCUUUUCAUGAUACUGGUAAGAACUUACCUCAAUAUUAUCUUUCUGAAAACAGGUGUUCAUAUUUUAGAACAUUGCAAAGAGAGUGCAUUCUUCAGUCUUUUAUCAGUUCCUGAUUACUCAUGUCUUCACUUUCACUCUAAAUAUAAAAAAAGAAACCCAGAAGAAUAGCACAUUUAAUAAUUAAUAUGUCUAAUCAAUCCAAUUCUGUUGCGAGCUUAGCGAUAUGGGGUGAUUUAAUAAUUUGCAGAGUCUGGGAGUUCAAUUGUCACCAGCAGAAUUUUUGCUGCGGCAAAAAAGAAACUGGAUCAUACAAACCUUCACUAUCAAUGAAAGUUAUAGUGGAAAGUUUCCAUAUUAUCUGGACAGAGUGAGUAUUAAAGUACCAAGUUAAUGUUGCAUUAUAUAUAUAUAUUAUUAAUAUGUAAAAAUUAAGGACAAUAAUUGCAAAAACUGCUAAUGUUGUUCCUUGUCAUCCAGGUUGAUAUUGAUCCAAACCUAAAUGUUUUCGAAAUUACUGGUCAAGGUAUAAAUGAGGAACCUCGAGAAUUACUAGAAAUAAAUAAAAAAUCAGGACGAGUUUAUGUCCUGGGUCCUGUGGACUACGAAAAAUUUCAGAUUCUGAAGCUGAUAAUAAAGGCACGAAGUAAAAACAACCAGAUCCUGACACAAGUGGGCAUUAAUUUUGAAAUUAUUGACGCAAAUGAUAACCCGCCAAUGUUCAACCAAACAAUGUAUGAGACCACCAUAAAUGAGUCAACAUUACAAGGUACUGGAUUGAUCAAUGUUACAGCAACAGACCAUGACAGCAAAGAGGAGAAUAAGAAUUUUACCUUUAGUAUAGACUCAGUAACUCCUAAACCAGAUGACUUUGAAUUCUUUAUAAAUGAGGUGCCUAAUUUUAAUAAUGGAACCAUUUCAUUUAAAGGAUGCCUGGACCGUAAGAAAGCAGACAAAUACAUCCUUAUUGUGAAGGCCACUGACCUUGGAAAACCAAAACCACUCUCCAGCUCCACCACCAUAACAAUCAACAUUGAGCAUGGGAAUAGACAUCGUCCAGUGUUUAUGAACCAAACUGGUGAGGCAAGUGUGAAAGAAGGACUGGAAAAUGUUCCAUUUUUCCACCUCCAAGUCAAGGAUGAAGAUACCAGAGGUACCAAAGCCUGGAAGGCAAAAUAUGAAAUCCAUGGAGACAAAAACAACAACUUCAGAGUCAUUACUGAUCCCCAAACAAAUGAAGGUCUACUCUAUGUGGAUAAGCACCUCGACUAUGAGAAUGAAUCCUUGAAGAACAUCACAAUCACUGUGGAGAAUGAGAUUCCCUAUUUCACAUGCAAAGUGACAGAUCGUAACACCGCUGGUCUUUGGAAAAUAGAAACAGAUACUGGUAGUAGCCUUUUUAAUGGAGCGAAUAUUGGAAGUGGCACUGGUGGAGGAGGGACUUUAUCCAGACAUCAAAUGACAGUGGCUGUAGAGGAUGUCAAUGAGCCUCCAGUGUUUGACCCACUAAAACCGGUUUCUGUACCUGAAAAUGUGGCGGUGGGCCAUUAUGUGGGAACAUGUGCAGCUAGAGACCCUGAUGUCACCAGUACAAACAUAAUUAGAUACAUAAAAGGAGAGGAUCCAGCUAAUUUGGUUACAGUGGACCACAAGACAGGAAAAAUAACAACAUCGGGGGUUUUGGACAGAGAGUCACCCCUUGGUAAAGAUGGACUUUAUGCCGUCACAAUACAUGCUGUUGACAAUGGGAAUCCUCCGAUGACAGGAACAGCGACUCUCAGCAUCUAUAUUAUUAAUGAGAAUGACAAUGCUCCAUCUCUGAUUGUAAGCACCUUUGACAUAUGCCAAAGUGACAAACCCUCAUGGGUCAAUGUCACAGCUGUGGACCUAGACGGAGAACCAUACAGUGGGCCUUUCAUAUUCAAACUUCUUGGAGAUGUUAAGAACAAGUGGAGGGUUGAUCCUGAGCAAGGGUAUUCAGUCAACCUUGUAAAAGAAAAUAAUAUUUAUUCUGGGUAUUACAAGUUGGAGCUGGAAGUGUCAGAUUUUGAAGGAAAGAAAGCUCUCCAUAACUUGUCAGUUAUUGUGUGUGAGUGCUCUGAUGCAACAAGGCCAGACUGCAGACAGCAAAAAGCUACUGGAUGGAGAGUAGCAGCAGAAACUCUGGGAAUAUUAUUCUUCUCCAUUUUUUUGCUCAUAGGUUUGGGAUUUUUAACCUUUUUGGUAUCGUGUAAAACUGAGAGAGUACUAAUCCCAGAUGAUGAUCCUCUGCAACACUUAAUGACAAGUAACACAGAAGCACCAGGAACUGACUGCAAAGUGCCCUUAAAUUCACUAAACAGCAAUCAUAAAGAACAACAGAUGCAAGUAUCUGAAGACACAAAGAUGAUGAUAACACCGGUAUUCAUUGAUUCUGCUGUAAACGUACAAGCUAGCCCGUGUGGAAACAACUCCAAUGAAGACAGAAGCUCUGGGAGGAAAUCUUCUGUUCUGUCCUUCCAUGAGCACUGGAAAAUGUCCAGUGAGAUUUCUCCGUCAGCCAUUGGGAUCAGACCUAAGCAAGGAACUUUAAAGGAUGCGGUUUGGAUGGAACAUGCUCAGGAAACUCUACUAGUAACAGCACUGACAACAAUGCUCGACAGACUUGAAGCGCCAGGCGAGGAACUUGGUGAUUAUGCACCUACCGUGUAUGUUUGGGAAGGAGACUUGGAACGCAGCUUUGAACUUGACACCAUUACCAACCCUGAAGUUCCCAUUGACUCAGACUUAGAACUGGAUUCCAGGUUCUUAGCUCUGGCUUCAAUCUGUUUGCCUGACACGUCUGCCCAAAGCACAAAAACUUAGACAGCUCCUCUGACUAGCCAUCUUAAUAAUAAUAAUAGAUACUUUAUUGAUCCCCAAGGGGAAAUUAGACCCUCUGCAUUUAAUCCAUCCCUUAUAGGGAGCAGUGGGCUGCUGUUGUGCAGCACCCAGGGAGCAUUCUGGGGCUAAGGGUCUUGCUCAGGGACCCAAAGUGGCAAUCUGUGGGAUACGAACCCAGCCCCUUGUGUCCCCCUCCAGAACACAAACCUCCUGCUCUAACCACUAGGCCACCACUCCCCUUAAGCCAGUUAUCUGGGCAUAGACUGGCUACUUUUGGCUCUCUUUUUUAUAAUAUAUUCUUGUUUACAUGUUUAUCUCUUCAUCGGCCAGAAUUUGAAUGUGAUUAUUUUGCUGAACAUUAUUGUAUACAGAACAAAGGAAAUAACUGUUGUGUGGCAUUUGACCUUAGGGCAUGCUUAGCACAAUGUUACUUUUUUUUGAUAUAAUGCAACUUCCAUUCAUGUGUAAAAAUGUUGAACUGUUUAGGUGUUUGCACUUUUUACUUAGCACAAUAAAACUUACUGUGUGUUAAAAAAAUAAAUACAAAAUACAAAAAUGCUUACUUUGUUCAGCACCUAUGAAGCUCUUGCAGAAGCUAUGAUGGCCAAUCCAAUGUGAGCUAUUAUGGCUGUUAUUUAACCUUUCUUCUUAUCUGAGCAACUUUUGUAGAGGCUCAUUGCUAUUUAUAAUCUAUAGGAGGGUGCUGAACACUGUAUUUUCAGAAUAUGGAUAGCAGAAGGAAGCAUUUUUCCUACCUGUCCAUUUUUGACUUUUCAACUUACAUAAAAGGAAACAGAAGAAUAAGUUAAACCUAAAAUACAAAUUUUUCAAAAACUCUACAAUGCUAUAUAUCCACUGUGCAUUGUAAACAUGUCUCAUUACGGUGUAAGUAAAACAUAAUUCUUUUCAUAGGGACCUUGGGAGAGCUCUCUCAAUAUUCAAUAAAUGCUGCUUUUAGGGGGAACAGAUGAAAGAAAAUGUUAAUGCACUCAUACCUUUCCUGGUAUAUGGAAAAAUAUUGAUUAAAAUGAUUAGAUUGAACUCUCCGAGAUGUGUUGUAACAGAGAGUACAUUAUUUGUAGUUUUGUGGCUUUCAGCCACAUCGAUGCUUAACAAAAUUAUACUGUAAUUGUGGAACCUCCAAAAAAGGAAAUUACAGUGUGUCUGAAACAACAAACAACAGUUCAUACUUAUUACAAACUUUAUAGCAUGUCUAUAGAUAAGAUUCUUAAAUAUACUCAGCUUUAUAGACAGCUGUACAUAAAUCUGGAAUGCUGUAUUUAAAGUCAUUAUAAUGUGUGGAAAUAUAAAUGCCUUAUCAUUAGUAGCUAAAGCUAAGAUAUAUUUGGGAUUUGCUGCUUAUAGAUUGGUUAUUAUUAGGAGUUUUUAGUUAUGCUUUUGAGAGUUAGAAAAAUCC
Molecule: messenger RNA, 5810 nt
Organism: Girardinichthys multiradiatus
Lineage: Eukaryota; Metazoa; Chordata; Actinopteri; Cyprinodontiformes; Goodeidae
Product: cadherin-13-like
Exons: 14
Coding region: 1991-4375 (794 amino acids)
Biological process (GO): homophilic cell-cell adhesion; adherens junction organization; cell-cell junction assembly
Cellular component (GO): adherens junction; membrane; catenin complex
Molecular function (GO): calcium ion binding; cadherin binding
Source: RefSeq, a predicted model, not a curated record